Messenger RNA from Astrephomene gubernaculifera, 2540 nucleotides. NCBI's taxonomy places the organism in Eukaryota, Viridiplantae, Chlorophyta, Chlorophyceae, Chlamydomonadales, Astrephomenaceae. The record is from the annotation of a GenBank genome assembly.
AGGCUCCGUCGCGAUGCCAAGCAUGAACGUUGUAAGUUGCACGGUUUUCAACCUGAUUAGAAACAUACCCUCGUCGGAGCUGCACAAACACGAUGCGCUCAUGCUUGCGGAGAUAUAUAAGAAGCUGUAGAGUUGCCGCUGGAACGCAAUGUACUACGGCAUCUAGGUUACUAAGCUUACCGCGAGCUGGUCGAUACGUUGCCACUAGCGUCCGCGAUGCCGCUGGGCCGACGCGUCGCCUGGUCAGUACGCGCGUCGCCGGAUUACACGACAUCCCUACCAGCAGCACCCCCCUGCCCAAAUUGGACAAAGCUACUGGUUCAAUUCAGCCAGUCAGCGACUUCGUGGCGCCGCCGCCCGAGGAAUGGGCUAACCAUGAACACCUGAUGGCCGGGUGCGAGCCCGGCAAGCAGCUGCGUGUGGCGGUGCUGCUGAGCGGCGGAGUGGACAGCAGCCUAGCGCUGCGGUUGCUGCGGGCAGCGGGACACAGCUGUCGGGCCUUCUACCUGCAGAUCUGGUUCCAGGAGGACUUCAGGAACUUCUGGGAUGCAUGUCCGUGGGAGGAGGACCUGGAGUAUGCCAGGAAGGUGUGCGACUCCCUGGGUGUUCCCUUGGAGGUGGUCCCCCUCACCACCCAGUACUGGGACCGGGUGGUGUCAGCAAGCGUGUCCGAGAUCCGCGCCGGUCGUACACCCAACCCCGACAUGUGGUGCAACAGCCGCGUCAAGUUCGGCGCGUUCUACGACUACCUGGAUCAAACGUACGGCAAUGAGUUUGACCGGGUGGCUUCGGGGCACUAUGCGCGGGUGGAGAGGGUGGCGGGUCGGAGGAGGGUACGGCGGCGCAAGGAGGAGGAGGAGGAGGUGGUUGUGGGUGGGGCGGUGGGAGUGGGGCAGGGAGCGGCGGUGGUGGCGACGGCUAUGGAGAGUACGGAGGGCACGGAGGGGGAGGAGGAGCGGCGGCGGAGCCACGCCGCUGCGUCGACCAGCGGGCAGUGGUCUUCACAGGAGGAGCAUCCACAGCAGCAGCAGCUUUCCAGCACGCCCCAACGGGGCGGUCUAGGGCAACUGCAUCACCAGCCGCCGCAGCCGCAACAGCAGCAGCAGCUGGGUUCUGUAGGGUCGUCGCCGCUGCUGGCAGGCACAGCAGCACGACGCGACCCCGUUGAGGGCUACUCAAGGCCGCAAUGCAGGAGGGAGGGAGAGGAGGCGGGGGCGGGUGGGGCGCCGGAGCGGGCGGCUGUGCAGGCGGCUGUGCAGGAGGCUGUGCAGGAGGCUGUGCAGGAGGCUGUGCAGGAGGAGGCUGCGGAUGAGGAAGAGGAGGUGCGGCUGCUGCUGACCCCCGACGCGGUGAAGGACCAGACCUACUUCCUGUCCAACUUGGCUCCGCAGCAGCUGGCGCGGGUGAUGUUCCCGCUGGGCUGCCUCACCAAGCCGCAGGUACGGCAGCUGGCUGCUGCUGCCAACCUGGCCAACAAGAACCGCAAGGACAGCCAGGGCAUCUGCUUCCUGGGCAAGGUCAAGUUCCCCGAGUUCGUUCGUGAGCACCUGGGCGAGUGGGCGGGCCCCAUCCUGGAGGCGGAGACGGGGGCGCCGCUGGGUACGCAUGCGGGCUACUGGUUCUACACGGUGGGACAGCGGGGAGGCAUCAAGCUGCCCGGGGGGCCCUGGUACGUGGUUGCCAAGGACACCCUGCAUAAUGCCGUACUGGUCUCCCGGCAGUACUACGAUGACUCCAAACGCCGUAACGCCUUCACCUGUGGACCAUUCAACUGGCUUCAUCCAACCGCUCGACCUCGCGACCCGCAAGACGGCGUCCCGCUGUACGUCAAAGUACGACACGGACCCAACAUGUACAAAUGUACGCUACAGCUGUACGGCAGCCAGGGUACGGACAGCAGCGACGGCUUGUACGACGGCGGGAAGGAUUCGUACGGCACUGUGGUUUUGGAGCAGAACGAUCAGGGGCUGGCCGCGGGGCAGUACGCGGUGUUUUACCAGGAGGGGCGGUGCCUGGGUUGUGCGGUGAUUAACUCCACGGUGGAGGUACCAGCGGGGGGGCCGGAUUCGGAGGCGUCGUGACCCUCGCGGGAGUAGCAAGCGGCGUCAAGGAAUCAGGGAACCAGGUUGAGCAAGCGUUGCGCUAGAAGUUGGGCAGGGCUGCGUGUAAAACGGAACUGCAGGAAUGUGUUGGAAGGCAGGCUCGUGUUCAUGGAUGGUUGCUACCCAAUGCUAUCCCUGUGCGAUUUCGCCUUGUUGUGUACAGCCCUUGGAUGCCCUCAGGGAGCAGGACGGUGCACGUGGGGAGGCCGCAACUGCACCGUACACGAUGAAACGGGGGUUGUGAUGACUGAUGCGAAUCGCUGUAUUUACUUCUGUGGUGUGUUGCUGCUGGGGGUGCUGGGAUCAACCAUGGGGUCCAUGGGGACCCCGCUUGGUGCCUGCUAUGCAGUGGAGGACAGGGAAAGUGUGGUGCAUGGACCCGUACACAUCACACUCCCUGUGUAACACGUAGCGCCCCGUGAAACUUGGAAACUUGGC